GGUUGGUGUUGAAAGGGAGAUUGUCACUCAUGGGAAGACAUCUAAAAUGAAUGUGGUUGAAAUUGAAUCUGAAGGUUUGAGGAUUGAGUGUGCUCUAUUUGGUGUUUAUGCUGAUGAGCUGACCAACUUCCUUGGUGGUGGUGACCUAAAUAACCCUGUUGUUAUUGUUCAGUUUGCCAAAGUUAAAUCUUUCCAAGGCAAUAAUAGUAUCCAAAAUGUACAUGGUGCCACCAAGAUAUUGUUUGAUCCACCUGUACCGAUGGCUGAUGUGUUGAAGAGGAGGUUUUUGGAAAAAAAUGAUAGUGGUUCUAGGUCUCUUAGCCAGUUGACAGAUUCUAAAAGUGUUUCUGGUGAGGAUGACUUCUUGGUAUUAACUUCUAGCAAGACAAUUGCUGAAUUGAAGGAUUUGAAGAAGGACGUUAUCUGUGUUGUGUAUGGUAGGAUUUGUCCAAUUGAAGAAGGUGUUGAGUGGUGGUACACGGCCUGUAGAUGUAAUAGGAAGGUGUAUGCUGAUGAAAAGAUGUUCUUUUGUGAAAGCUGUAAUCGCCAUGUCCUUGCAGUGUAUCCUAGGUAUCGUUUGCAGCUGACUGUGGAAGACCAUACUGGGAUUGCUAAUUUGGUUCUUUUUGAUAAGGAAGCAUCUUCGUUGGUGGGAAGAUCAUGUACUGAAAUGGUUGAAGUGACUGAAAAGGAUGAUGGUUCUAAUGGAAUUCCGGAGGAAAUUGCUAAGUUCAUUGGUACAGCUGCUCUUUUCAAGAUUGAGGUUAAGAAUUUUACUAGCCUAAGGUUUGAUAGGUCCCGUUUUGAGGCGUCGUAUCGUGUUAAGCGAGUGUGUACAGAUGAAGAUAUUAUACAGCAGUUCAAAAAAAUGCAGCUGGAGCACAAUGUACGUGUUCAUUUGCCUUAUUUUUGCUAUACAUAUUUUCCUAAUGAUGGGUCUGAUAUUAAUCCUUACGGGAUAAAGGUUGGGGCAUCUUCAAGCUGUGUUAUGGUGACUCCCCAGUCAACAUUGAAGCAUGAAGGAGUUGCAAAGGAUUUGAUGGAAGAUUUUGGGACUGUUGGGGAUGACAAGUCACCUGUAACACCCUUUGCACUGGAGUCUCCUACCAUUGAUUUGAAUGGAGAUACUCAGGACAUCAUAAACUCUAAAAGGAGUCUAUCAACUGAAAAUGAAGAAUUGGUGUCCGGGUUUGGGAGGAAGAAGAAGAUGUCACUCAAGAUGAAGAAGGACAAGAUGUGAUUGACAUUGGUUGUGUGGUGCAGUGUUUGUAGAAUGUUUAUUUUAACGGAUGUGUUUGUUAAGAAGCAAUUUGUUUAAGUGUUUGUGAAGAAGCAACUUCCAGUUGCAGAUUAUCAAGUGUGUAGGAACAGUUUGUGUAAGUAUUGGUGAAGAAGCAACGUUUAGUUGCAAUUUGUCAACUGUGUAGGAUUAGUUGUUUACUAUUUGGAUUAUUUAAGUUUUUGAAUGUUGGUAUUGGAUGAUUGUAAGGAAA
Molecule: messenger RNA, 1493 nt
Organism: Lotus japonicus
Lineage: Eukaryota; Viridiplantae; Streptophyta; Magnoliopsida; Fabales; Fabaceae
Product: replication protein A 70 kDa DNA-binding subunit C-like
Exons: 7
Coding region: 47-1240 (397 amino acids)
Source: RefSeq, a predicted model, not a curated record